AUUAUGGAAGUAGAUCACCUCGCAGCAGGUGAAGGUUCGACAGCAGCAGCCGCUUUCUUUGGCUUCAUGGGAGUAGCAGCCGCUCUUUCCUUUUCCAAUUUUGGAGCAGCCUAUGGUACUGCCAAGAGUGGGAUCGGAAUAUCCACAAUGGGAGUCCUGAAGCCAGACAUGAUUGUUAAGUCUGUGGUCCCUGUCGUCAUGGCUGGUAUUCUGGGUAUUUAUGGCCUCAUUAUUGCAGUCAUUUUGUUACAAAAAAUUGAGAUUAAAGAAACCUAUGGGACUUUUGAUGGUUUCAGACACCUCGCCGCAGGUCUCUGCUGUGGGCUCUCUUCUUUGGCUUCAGGAUAUGCAGUAGGAAUAGUAGGUGAUUCAGGAGUUAGGGGUAAUGCACAAGAACCAAAGCUGUUUGUAGGAAUGAUCCUUAUUCUUAUUUUCGCAGAGGCUAUUGGGCUGUACGGACUCAUUAUCGGUAUUAUUAUUUCUCAAUAA
Moneuplotes crassus is the source of this 489-nucleotide messenger RNA. Lineage: Eukaryota; Ciliophora; Spirotrichea; Euplotida; Euplotidae. The record is from the annotation of a GenBank genome assembly.